AUGAUCACUUCAAAUUUGGAUUUUGGGCUGUGUGGGCUAAACAAGAAUUCCGGUCUUCUAGAAAACAGGUCAGUCACGGAGUACAAGAAAUCAUCGUCGGAUGAGAUUGCUCGACCGAAGAUACAAACUGGAAGAAACAACUGUUACAGAUUUUAUGAAGCCAGGGAACGACCCGUUUGUUUAUCGCCAUGUCAAUGGAUUUGUGUUGUUCGCUUGGCUCCGACUCAUGUGGCACUGAAGGAUAAAGGUGGGAUCACCACCGUUGAUUUUAAUGUCGGCAAAUCCGAUUGCAGUGGCAUGAAAGUUACCGGCAAGGGUAAGAAGAAUGCUCAACACUUCGAGCCUAAUACAGCUUUGUGCAAAGUUUUCACCAGUGGUGACUCUUUUAUUGUGAGGUGUUGUGUUAAAGGCUUCCUUUUGGAAGCGAAUAACAGAUUAAUCAAACAGCCAGAGCUGCUUAAUUCAUCGGCACAUAGAGAAGGAUACAUAGCAAUUAUUAUGCCAAAGCCAGCAGACUGGCUCAAGUUCAAGGCUUCCUUACGGAGGCUUGAAGAAUUCAAGAAAAUGAGAUCACCUUGCUGAAUUGUCAGUUGGGAGUGGAUUUGUUAUUCGACUUUGCAGAAAACAGGAAUCAAGAGAAGUCAGGUCCCUUAUUGAAUUCAUAGAGAAGGAAUCCCUUCGUUACCAAUUUGUCUGAUGGGUUUUUCGGGGUUAAGUUCAUCACAAUGACAAGCUCUAUACCUUAAUGCUCU
Molecule: messenger RNA, 752 nt
Organism: Durio zibethinus
Lineage: Eukaryota; Viridiplantae; Streptophyta; Magnoliopsida; Malvales; Malvaceae
Cellular component (GO): nucleus
Source: RefSeq, a predicted model, not a curated record